GUAGUAACAGAAUCCUUGUUAAAUAUUGUUAGAGCGCGUAUGUGUAUCUUGGAACACGCCUCGAGAGGUCCACUUUAUCUGAGUGUUUGUAAUUUGAUUACAUGGCACUUCCUGCAACCGUUUAACUUUGAGGCUGGCUUUUAAAAACGAAGCGGAGCCCACAUGCAGCCUAUAACUCCUGGGGAACGACAUAAGACGAGCAACGAUGACAGACACUGUGGAUGGGAAUGAACCUGAGACGCCUGAGUAUAAGCUGAUUCCACACCGAGAUUUCUACCUGAUCUCCGGGAUCCAUUGUCCAGAGGAAGUGGAUGAGAUACAGAACUGGGAGAUCCGAGACUCCGAUGUCUUCAUUGUCACAUAUCCCAAAUCAGGGACCAUUUGGAUGCAGCAGAUCAUGAGUCUGAUCGAAGCUAAGGGAGAUGUCACAGCGACAAUGAAUCAGCUGAACAGUGAUCGCAUCCCAUGGAUUGAGCUGAUUGGGAGCAAAGACGACUCUGCUCCCUCCCCUCGAAUCCGUGUCACUCACCUGCACCACAAGUUCACCCCCCUCGGGCUGAAGCAGAAAAAGGGAAAGGUGAUCUAUUUGGCAAGAAACCCUAAAGAUGUUUUGGUAUCCUACUUCCAUUUCCACAAAUAUGCCGCUAUGCUGGAAACACCUGAGGACUUCAACUCCUUUUUUGAAACGUUUAUGGAAGGAAAAGUGUUUGGGAGCUGUUGGUUUGACCACAUUAAGGCCUGGUACUCGCAGAGAGACAGUAUGAAUUUCCUGUACAUCACAUAUGAGGACUUGAUUCAGGACCUGAGGUCAGUGGUGGACCAGAUCUGUGUGUUCCUGGAAAGGGACCUGACAGCCCAGCAGAAGGCAGAUGUGGUGGAACACAGCACCUUCCGGAACAUGAGGAGGAACCCCAGCGCUAACUACCAGAAUGUGUCCACCUCUCUCCUCGACCACAGCAAGGGUACCUUCAUGAGGAAAGGGACUAUAGGGGAUUGGAAAAACUACUUCACCGUGGCUCAGAAUGAGAGAUUUGACAGAGUCUUCAAGGAGAAGAUGAGAGACUUUCCACUCACAUUUGUGUGGGACAUCAGUGAUAUCAUGAAAUGAUAAACUGAAGAGUAUAAAAUGCUUCCUAUUUACCAUACUCUGUAAAAAAUAUCCUUCCUUUUUUAACAGAUGAUAUAUUUUAGAGAUGUAUAUGCAUGUUGUUUAACAGUAAAACAGGAGGGCCAGCCUGUGUUUUUAUUACAGCCAGUGGGUAUGUCUCAGAAUUGUGAAAUCAGAAUCAAUUUUUAUGCUUUUCUGUGAUUUUAAUGAAAAUGUGUAUUGAAAGACCCAUUGCAUGAAUAAAGUCUGGAUGCAUUUAUU
Molecule: messenger RNA, 1369 nt
Organism: Anguilla anguilla (European eel)
Lineage: Eukaryota; Metazoa; Chordata; Actinopteri; Anguilliformes; Anguillidae
Product: amine sulfotransferase-like
Exons: 7
Coding region: 206-1108 (300 amino acids)
Biological process (GO): sulfation
Cellular component (GO): cytoplasm
Molecular function (GO): sulfotransferase activity
Source: RefSeq, a predicted model, not a curated record